This is a messenger RNA of Tupaia belangeri chinensis (Chinese tree shrew), 1963 nucleotides long. RefSeq names its product mal, T cell differentiation protein 2 (gene MAL2). Gene Ontology annotation, molecular function: structural constituent of myelin sheath. Lineage: Eukaryota; Metazoa; Chordata; Mammalia; Scandentia; Tupaiidae. The transcript is spliced from 4 exons. The record is from RefSeq and is a predicted model, not a curated record. The annotation marks the transcript as partial. Gene Ontology annotation, cellular component: membrane. Gene Ontology annotation, biological process: myelination.
AGGCCGCCCCCGAACCCCGCCGUGUCCUUCCCGGCCCCUCGGUUAACCCUGCCCAUCGGCCCCGACAUCCUGCGGACCUACUCGGGCGCCUUCGUCUGCCUGGAGAUUCUGUUUGGCGGUCUCGUCUGGAUUUUGGUUGCCUCCUCCAAUGUUCCUCUACCUCUGCUACAAGGAUGGGUCAUGUUUGUGUCCGUGACAGCUUUUUUCUUCUCCCUCCUUUUCCUGGGUGUGUUCCUCUCUGGCACGGUGACUCAGAUUGAUGCCAACUGGAACUUCUUGGAUUUUGCCUAUCAUUUUACAGUGUUUGUUUUCUACUUUGGAGCCUUCUUAUUAGAAGCAGCAGCCACAUCUCUGCACGAUCUGCAUUGCAAUACAACCACAUCUGUGCAGCCACUCCUGAGUGACAACCAGUAUAACAUCAACGUAGCAGCCACAAUUUUUGCCUUUGUGACAACAGUUUGUUAUGGUUGCAGUUUGGGUCUGGCUUUACGAAGAUGGCGACCGUGACACUCCUCGGAAACUAACAGUCAUGUGUUAGUUUUAUUUGUCUACUUUGUAUGUCUGAUCAAUUUAGAUACCAUUUUGUCCAGAACUAAUAACAUUUCAAAAAUAAUUUGUUUAGUAUAUUGAGAGAAUCUAAGUGUGAGUGUUUAUUUUCAUGGAUAGAAUUCUAAUUUUAUUAUGGUGUUAAACAGGAAAAUAACCUUUAAUUUUCCAUCUUUUUUCUUUUCUUUCUUUUUUCUUUUUUCUUUUUUUUUUUUAGGAAUUUUUUUAUCCACAAAACACACUGAUAUUUACCAUGAAAAAGUAAUAUCCAUUUAGUUUUUUUAAGCGUCACCUGGACCUUAAUUUUAAUAGGUAACUAAAAUGUCCUUAAAAAAAUAAAGUCAAAUAGGCUUUCCACUGACUCCAGCCUUUAGGGAUUAGGACACUUUUUCUGUAAUAGGCCAGAUGGUAAAUAUUUUAGGCUUUGUGAGCAAUCUUGUCUCUGUUGCAGCUCUGCUCUUGUAGCAGGAAAACAGCUAUAGCCAAUGUGUACUUGAAUGAGUAUGCCCAGGUUCUAAUAAGACUUUAUAAAACUAGGGGCAGGCUGGAUUCAGCUUAUAGGUUAUAGUUUGUAGACCUUGGUAUAAAACCUCAGUUAUGUAUUCUAUUUGACUGAACUGAUCUUGAAAGGUUAUAAAUUAGAUAAGUCACAUAAUAUUUAGUCACAUUAUGCAAUAAUCACAUUGCCUUUUGUUAAUGGUCAAAUACUUACCCUUGGAGGGCUGUAGAGUUUCUCAAACUAAUUCAAGCAGAGUCUUCGGUACACAAAAAUUUAUGAAGUAAACCCUAGUUGCUUAAUCAAACUAAUGAUCUUCUAACAACUGAGCAAGACUCAUCUGAGAGUCCUUAAAAUGGAAACCCUAGAGACCAUUCAUCACUACUGGAACUGGUAUCUAGCUGCUUGUGUCUUACUUUAGUUUUGUUUAUGUUUCAGAGUACAGUUUUUUGCCCUGUGCAUGAAUAUAUAUAUAUAUUUAUGUGUGGAUAUGUGAGUCUUCUCCAAAUAGGGCUCUCUGCAAAGUUAAUUAAUAUUUUACUUCUAGUUAUUUUGCAUUACUUUCUGAGUUAAAUCUAAAUAGAGUAUUAAAUAUAACAAAGUUAUAGAUUCUUCAUGUUUUGAUAGUAGCCCGGAUAUAUGUGUUUUUUUUUUUAUUUGUUUGUUUUUUGGGUUUUUUUUUUUGCAUUGGUUACAAAUGGAUACAGUCAGUUUAAAACGAUAGCCAUCACAAAAACUGUCUUUAGCUGAAUAGCACAGAAAAUUAUUUUAACACAUUUGUAAAGAUUCUGGUCAUGGAACGGUGUCAAAUGGCUUGAAUGGGAGAGCAAGUUAGAGUUAGGCUAUGGUUCCCCCAACAUUGUCCAAGCAAGGUACCUGUCAUAGUCCAAGAAGGCUACCUCUGGGAAUAAAGGGCUUUGG